UUAAUUCACUCAAAUUAUUUCUUUAACAAACAUACCCUAAAGUUAUUUUUGAGCUAAAUCUUGAUUUGUCUACUGAUUGUAUGAAUUUUAUGUUGAUUUAUUAAUUCUGUCGCGUAGUUUGAGGGUUUUCAAUUUUUCAUUCUUCCUUUCUUUUUAUUCAAGUUCACCAAAGUGAAAAAAUAAGAAAACACAGGUUACUGCACAAUUUGGCAAAAGUUGUAAAAACAAUACUUUUUCAGUAAAUAACUAAAUAUACUUGCUAUAUUAAAAUGCCAUAUAAAUAUUUUUGUGUAUGAAAAAAGAGCCGCACCUAAAAAGGCUACAAAAUUCAAACAAAAAGCACCUCGCUCAGUUCAAAAAUCUCAAACCCGCGCCACCACCCCUCCGCCCCGCCGCCGAUCAUGUGCCCCUCCACCCCUCCACCGCCGGACGCCUCCAUCGCCGCCGCAUAUGCAGCGUCGAGGCCGGUCCUUCAAAACCCCCCUCGGCCGCCGCCGCCACCAAACCCACACCCCUUCUAUUCGCCGCCUCCUUCCAGUCUCCCUUCCAAUCCCAACCCUAAUUGCCACCAAUUGGCCCCUCGGCCCCCUCACCCUCACGACCCGCCGCACUUUAUGUACCCCGUUGCAUCCUCCGGUCGAGGGUUCGUAUCCAGGCCUCUGCCUGUGCCAGCCGCCGGAUCCUCCCCCAGGCCGCCGCCGUUUGUUCUCCCAUAUUUUGAACCGGGUCAGGGAAACCCGGCUUUCUUCAGGCCGAACCACUUGCCUCACGUGCUAUUCGGGUCCGGGCCGGGUCCCGCGGGUAAUGCUUCUGGUGUAGUUAGAGGGAUUUCAGCCUCCCCCUUGCACCACCCAAAGGCUGCUCCACCUUCUACUUCAAUCUCAGAUAAGAAUGGACACAACAGUUUAAGGGAUAGAAAUAGGGAUGAUACUCUUGCAGUUGUCAAGGAUAGGAAGGUCCGGAUAACUGAUAAUGCAUCACUUUAUGCCCUCUGUAGGUCAUGGUUGAGGAGUGGAUUUCUUGAAGAAACUCAAAAGCCACCAUACUUGGAUACCGUCAAAUCUCUUCCCAGACCUUUGCCUGUAGCUGCACAGGGUGUUGAUUCACCAGAUAAAGUAGAAAACAAAGAAGACGAAGAUGAGGAAGAAGGCUCUAUUGAAAAUUUGUCCGAGAAGGAGCUCUUGCAGAGACAUAUCAAACGUGCCAAGAGGGUUCGUUCACGGCUAAGAGAAGAACGGCUUCAACGAAUUACAAGAUACAAAACCCGACUCGCCCUUCUUUUGCCCCCAAUGGUCGAACAGCAAUUUAAGACCGAAUCAGCCGAAGCAAAUUGAAAACCCUCUUCUUGCUUCCUAUUGGUCGAUAUUUAUCACCCUCAAUUUGCAUAACAAUAUCCAUUAUACAUUGUGAUACCUACAAUUUAAAAAUAAAAUGGUGAAGCUACAAAUGAUUUAGUUUGCUCCGGUGCUUGCAGCACUGUACAGACUAUUAAAGAUCGAUUUUUUUUUUUUUUUCAUGAGUUCUCCAGUUUGUCUUUCGAAUUUUUCGGUACCAGUGUAAUUCUGUGCAAAAUGCUAAUAUAUAGAGAUCUUGUUCAGCAGCCUAUGAUGAGGCUGGUAUAGGAUGUAAUAAUGCUCGUUUGUUUUAGGACAGGUUUGAACUGAUUUAGUU
This is a messenger RNA of Striga asiatica, 1671 nucleotides long. Lineage: Eukaryota; Viridiplantae; Streptophyta; Magnoliopsida; Lamiales; Orobanchaceae. The record is from the annotation of a GenBank genome assembly.